Macroventuria anomochaeta is the source of this 1638-nucleotide messenger RNA. Its product is annotated as MFS general substrate transporter. Gene Ontology annotation, molecular function: transmembrane transporter activity. The coding region runs from base 1 to 1638 and encodes 545 amino acids. The record is from RefSeq and is a predicted model, not a curated record. Gene Ontology annotation, cellular component: membrane. Lineage: Eukaryota; Fungi; Ascomycota; Dothideomycetes; Pleosporales; Didymellaceae. Gene Ontology annotation, biological process: transmembrane transport. The transcript has 3 exons.
AUGGUGACCCACGACACCAAAGACGCCAUCACUCGCGUCGAGCAAACAACGACGGUAACAUCCAACAACAAAAAGUACGUUGAUACUGCAGCAAAAUGGCUUGCAGAUGCGCACGUUGAAGAUGCAGCCUUUACCUACGAGGAGGAACGCGCAGUUCUCAAACGAAUCGACAAACGUGUUUUGGUUUUGUUGCUGGGUGCCUACUUUUUCCAACAACUCGACAAGUCGUCACUAUCCUACGUCUCUAUAUUUGGUAUUCAGAAAGACGCAGGGCUAGUCGGUAAGCAGUACUCAUGGCUCGGAUCCAUCUUGUACCUGGCGCAGCUGGUGAUGCAGCCUCUCGCUGCAUUCCUGCUCGUCAAGCUUCCAACAGGAAAGGUCAUCGCGGCUGCAAUCUUCUGUUGGGGUAGCAGCCUCGCCAUCAUGGCAGCGUGCACCAGCUUCAAAAGCCUGCUGGGGCUGCGAUUCCUUCUGGGUAGCUUCGAAGCCAUGAUAGCACCCGCGUGCGUUGCGACUACCACCAUGUGGUGGCGUCGAUCUGAACAGACGAUGCGCACUGCGUCCUGGAACGCAAUGAACGGUGUAACAUACAUCGUUGGAAGUCUGUUCACCUAUGGACUUGGUCAUAUCAACAGCGACUCGAUGUACAAGUAUCAGAUCAUAUUUCUAUUCUGUGGUCUUUUAACCGUGGCGUACGCUUUUAUGGUGUUGGUGCUCAUGCCGGACUCUCCAAUGAAAGCGAAGUAUCUUACCGAACGCGAGAAGGUCAUCGCUGUCGAGAGACUGCGCGCCAACCAGAUGGGCAUUCAGUCUGGUCAGUGGAAGUGGGACCAAGUGUGGGAGACGUUCAUCGACUUGAAGACUUGGUGUUGGUUCGUCGCCAUCAUUGCGAUCUCAAUCGCUAGUGGCGGUAUCUCCUCUUUUGGCAGCCUCAUUAUCAAGGACUUUGGCUACACGAACUUUGAAGCCAUCCUGUUCAACAUUCCAUUUGGCGCAAUUCAGAUCAUUUCGAUUCUCGGCUCUAGCUGGGGUGCAACGAGAUUCAAGCGCAAAGGUCUAGCUAUCGCCCUCGUCUCAAUCCUGCCUGCUGUUGGCACAGUCAUGAUGUUGUCAGUACCUCGGAGGCACAAAGGCGUUCUUCUCUUUGGCUACUAUCUGGUAUCAUGCCUAGCUGCCAUCACACCUCUUUACUACACCUGGCACGUUCAAAACACUGCUGGAGACACUAAGAAGAAGUGCACUUCCGCCAUGGUCUUCAUCGGUAUGUGCACUGGCAAUGUAAUUGGCCCUCUUCUCUACUCAGUUGACGACGCACCUGAGUAUCGUCCUGGGCUUAUCUCGAACCUUAUUAUGUUCAUUCUUGUCGGUGUCAUCUCACUACUGAUCCCAGUAUAUCUUGCAUUCUUGAACAAGAGACACGCGAAGCGCAGAGAGGAACUAGGAAAGUCGGCGGUCAGAAUAGACGAGUCAAUGCUGAAGAAAAACGAAAGGGAUGUUGCAAAGGGAAUCGAGCUUGGAAGUGAUGAAACGCUGCGACAGGAGCAGGACAAUGGCUUCUCGGACAAGACUGACAUAGCCAACGAGGAUUUUAUCUAUGGCGAUGUACUAGAGAACCGAGAGCACAAGGCGCGGAGGUAG